AAAGAGGGCAACGUCCGGUUCCCCUCGCACUCUCGCAGACACAUGUUUCCAUUUCAAUUCAAGCCCCAAAAACUGCAUGUAUCACGUGUUAGUUUUUCAUCAUGCAAAUUUAUUUGGCUGCUACAAAUACAUGAUAAAAUUUACAACGUCAAGAGACGAGAGAUAAAGUUGCACAACAUAUUGUUCUGGUAAAGCUUCGAUAAAGUUGCACAACAUACAAUGUUGUGCAACUUUUGCAACGCUAUUGUCAACAAUUACACCCACAACAAUGUUCAAAAACUUUAUCCAUUAUUAGUAAUAUGUGAGAUUUGUAACAUGUCCCUUCCACAUUAUUUUUCCAACCUAUUUUGACCCGUAUACCCUACUUAGACAACCUUAGUGAGAAAAAUAAACUUUGAUACGAAGUCUGUUGAAUUGUAUUAUGUUUCAAAGAUGUAUAUAUAAUUACAAGAACACAAACGGAGGUUUUCUACUUCACCUCUAAUAAUCUAAUAUAUCCAUUAACAAUAUCCAGACCAGUCUUCGUCAAACACCAUGCCAUUAUACAAAAUCAAACUUUAGGAACUAAAGUUUAGUAAAAUGUAAAAUAUAUAUAUUAGAUAAGUUGUAGUAGACCAAACCAGCAAUGGGUGGUGCACACGUUUGUUUCUGUUUGACCAAACAUCAAUUACAAAGACCAUCUCAAUUCCUUUCCCUUUUCUUGCACAUUACCCUGUCCCUAUCCUCUGUUUCUUCUUCCCAUUUUCCCUUUGUUAUUUUUCUUAUCUAUUUGUUUUGUUUCUCUCCUCAUCAAGAUUUAUAGUCUCACAUCGUUGCUUCAUCAAAAACAUUGUAUACCUUGAUUUCAGUUUGUCGUAUGAUUUCUUUCUCUAUCGCUGAUUCUUUCUAAUGGGUAAUUGCUUUGGUUCAUCUGCAAAAGUAGAUAGCAGAGAAAGUCCAUAUUGUGGAUCCUCAAGAAUCUAUGCCAAACCGAGCCAAUCGUCUCGCCUCUCAAGCCUAACCAUAGCACCACCAUCUUACAGCGAUGACAGGAGUUCCACCUCUCUUCCCACUCCAAAGAGUGAAGGAGUUCUCUUAGCAUCUCCCACGCUAAAGGCCUUUACGUUUAACGAUCUAAAGACAGCCACUAGGAACUUCAGACCUGAUAGUGUUAUCGGUGAAGGCGGUUUUGGUUAUGUUUACAAAGGAUGGAUUAACGAGCGGACGUUAACGCCUUCAAAACCAGGAUCAGGCAUCGUUGUUGCUGUCAAAAAGCUUAAAGACGAUACGCCUCAAGGACACAAGGAGUGGUUGGCUGAGGUUGACUAUCUGGGGAGGCUUCACCAUAUGAAUCUUGUGAAAUUAAUUGGAUACUGCUUGAAGGGUGAUUACAUUAGGCUUUUGGUAUACGAGUACAUGCCCAAAGGAAGCUUAGAAAGUCAUCUCUUUAGACGUGGGGCAGAGCCGAUUCCGUGGAAAACAAGGAUGAAAGUGGCAAUUGGUGCCGCGAGAGGGCUUGCUUUCCUUCACGAUGCACAAGUCAUAUAUAGAGACUUCAAGGCCUCCAAUAUUCUACUAGAUUCGGACUUCAAUGCAAAGCUUUCUGAUUUUGGUUUGGCGAGAGAAGGACCGAAAGGAGACAAAACACACGUAUCAACUCAGGUGAUGGGAACUCAUGGAUAUGCAGCACCUGAAUAUGUCUCCACGGGUCGAAUAACCACAAAAAGCGACGUCUACAGCUUCGGUGUGGUCUUGCUCGAGUUACUCUCAGGACGUCCAACUGUAGACCAAUCGAAAGUCGGAGUGGAACGAAAUCUAGUGGAUUGGGCAAUACCUUACUUAGGAGCUGAUAGAAGGAAAGUGUUUAGGAUAAUGGACACAAAACUUGAAGGACAGUAUCCUCACAAAGGGGCUUGUUUGGCUGCUAAUAUUGCGUUGCAGUGCCUCAACCAAGAGGCUAAGUUGAGGCCAAAUAUGUCGGAUGUAUUAUCUACUCUUGAAGAGCUUCAGAUGAAGAGUUCUACUUCAAAGACGGUCAUGAAAAUGACAUCUUCUUCCUCUCCGCUGGCGGAGAAACGGAGAGUUAAAGCUCCGGGUGCUUCUUCGGUGGUGACUCGUGGGAGAGGUCCACGUGACAGGUGAAGCACCAGCCGAAGAUAGUUUAGGUCUUAAUUAUGAGUGUAUGUAAUUUUGUUUUCGGAAAGGGUCCGUCUUUAACAUCACAUUCUACAUAUUACAUUUUUUGUAUUAUUCUCUCUCUUUUCUUUUGAACUUAGAUUUCGUGGACCGAAAUUAAGACUAGUUCUGAAAGUAUGCUAGCUGCUGCUAGAUUAAUGCACGCUGGCAUAAAAUGUGAGUUUUGUACUUGUCCAUUUGAGUUGUUAGUUUAUCAUAAAACGUUUGACUUUUGUAACUGGAAUUGAAUUUGUACUUUUCAUACAUAUGAUUGUAUACUAUGUAUAUAUAUCGUGUAGACAUAAUAAACAUGCACUAUAUUUAUGUGUAUUAUAUAUACUAUUAAAUAGAAAUGUACAACGUACUAUACUCAAAUGUAAAAUGAAAAUUAGGAAAAGUAUAUAAGAUAUAAUCCGUUCCAAAAUGAUAUUUCCAAUUAUAUAUUCGUCUGAAUUUGAUAAACAUUUGCAUAAGACUAAUAUAGUUAUAACGAAUUUGAAAAUAAAUAUAAUAAUAGUUAUUAGCAAAAGAGGAAAAAAAGUGUUAGCAUCAAUUGAGAAUACCUUAUUUUCUGGAUGUAUUAUAUUUGAAACCGUAGAAUGGGUCCAGGAGUUCCCCCAAACACUUCAGUGGGUAAUCUUCAUAAGAAAUUGUAUACCCAAUGAAGUGCUCAGAGGAACUCUAGGAGACAUCCGACCAAGAAUAUUGAUACUUAGUUUAUAUGUUACAGGUUAGCAUUGCAUUAUAUAUGGGUGGAAAUAUGAACACAAGAGGUUGAUAUAAGGUUUGAGAAGAUGGAAGUAGUUAUGUUCUAUAUAUAGUUAGAGUCUUAGAGGAUAAACCCUAAUGUUCUAUGAGACCAGAGAUGGAGUGAAAUCGUCCAUGAUAGAAGUCAUGACCAAGGAAAGCAUUUUGAAUGUAGACGCUAAUUGGGGUAAAAGGAAAGAGUAAGGAGAAUAAGAAUUUUGCCAAAAGUCCUUACGGCUUUUCACAAGAUAGAAAGGAUCUAAACACGUAACGUACGUAGAGAUUCUGUUAUAUUUUAUGUGCUAGAAGUGCCCAUACCGGUUCUUGCUACAUUUUGAAAAGGAGAUACUCUUCAAUAGUUAAUUUUGUAUUUUUACUUAUUUGUAUUAUAAUUUGGAGAAAAGCUUAGUAACAUCUUGUUCCUGAUCAGCUGAUUAAAAAAAAUGAUGAUCAUCAACAAAAAAUAGUCUUACAACAUAAUAUAUAUAUAUAUACACACUAAUAAAUGAUGUAAUGAAUUGUUGUUCUUAUAGCUGAAAUCGACUGUUCUUUGAAACUAACUAGUUAACAAAAGAAAAAAACAACUCUUUAGCCCCAUACGUGGUGCAUCGUAUGAUUGUAUCAAAUUUAUAUAUUGAAUUGGAAAAUUCAAAGUCAAAUUAAUGAUGUAAGAAACGAUUAACUGAUAGUUAUGGAGAAUAUAUGGUAUACACAUUAAUUUGAUGAGUGAUCAUAAACAAAAGAAGAAGAAAAGGCAUAGAGUAUCAGUGAAAAGAAUACUUCUGUCGUUUCAAAAUAUUUCCAAGCAAACGGAGGGACAAAAUAAAAAUAUUCUGUCAAAUUCCUAACGAAGCCCAACAUUUCGACUCGAUUCAUCUUUCACAUAAUCGAAUUUCCACACGUUCUUUAAUUGAUUUAUUCGAAUAUAUGAUUAUUGGCCCCAUUAUGAAAAUUUUGAUUGGAGACCUUUGUAAAUUGCAGUGAUAUAUAAAUAGGCAUGCAAUUAGUAUUAUUUUAUCAGGCCAAGCUAGAAGAGAGUCAAAUGCCUCCAUGAGUUCCCUUUAACGCUUCAUUGUGAUUACUCCAGUCACAUUUAUUUUUCUUAAAUGUUUGGUCGAUUUUUGUAUACAACACUGAAGUGUUUGGGGGGACUCGUGGUGCCAUUCUGGCGUUGAAGUGGUGAUUGUUGUGCCAGUUUUUAUGGUUUCUUUUAAAUUAGUAAGUUUUCAUAGUAUUCCACAUGUUUCAUGAAUUGUCUUUCUAUCUUAUAAAUUUAAGGUUCAAUGAUAAAUGCAUAGGACAAUCUUGUUUCAAGUUUGGUUUUGGUACAUUUCUUCUUUUGGUUUUAUGAUCUGUUGUAGCAAGUGAAAUCAAAUUUGUAGGUUUUAUUCUUGCGACGUCCAACUAUAGACCAAGCAAAAGUCGGAGUGGAACUAAAUCUGGUGGAUUACGCAAUACCUUACUUAGGAGAUUGAAGGAAAGUUUUUUAGGAUAACAAACACAAAACUUGAAGGACAGUCCUCACAAAGGGGCUUCUUUGACUGCCAAUAUGUUGCAAUGUCUGAGGCUAAGCUGAGGCCAAAUAUGUCUGAUGUAUUAUGUACUCUUAAAAGAGUUCUACUUU
Molecule: messenger RNA, 4525 nt
Organism: Brassica napus (rape)
Lineage: Eukaryota; Viridiplantae; Streptophyta; Magnoliopsida; Brassicales; Brassicaceae
Product: probable serine/threonine-protein kinase PBL4
Exons: 5
Coding region: 889-2121 (410 amino acids)
Biological process (GO): protein phosphorylation
Molecular function (GO): ATP binding; protein kinase activity
Source: RefSeq, a predicted model, not a curated record